Phoenix dactylifera (date palm) is the source of this 1439-nucleotide messenger RNA. RefSeq names its product protein RER1A-like. Gene Ontology annotation, biological process: retrograde vesicle-mediated transport, Golgi to endoplasmic reticulum; protein retention in ER lumen. NCBI's taxonomy places the organism in Eukaryota, Viridiplantae, Streptophyta, Magnoliopsida, Arecales, Arecaceae. The record is from RefSeq and is a predicted model, not a curated record. Gene Ontology annotation, cellular component: Golgi membrane.
GGAUGAGCCGACGCGGAAUUGGUCCUAUUUUCUCUCUGGCACCCGAUUCCGUCUUCUCCUUUUCUUGAGGAGGACAAAACUGAAGUGGAGAACCUUCAAAAUUUCCUUUCUCAUCGCCCCCGCCUCCUCUCCUUGUCCGGGCCCUCAUCCGAUCCCGUGUUAAAACCCUAACCCUCACUCUGAUUCCGACCCCCCCCCCCCUCUUCUCGGGCCUUUUUCCGGCUAUCACCGCCUGUCCUCGAACCCUAAUAUCGCCGGAGGCCCGGCUGCCGACGGAUCUCUCUGCCCCUCUGCCGCCCCUUCUUCGCGUCCCGAGGUUCUGCUCGGCGAUCGAACCCUAAUCUCCAUCCUUCCCCGUGUGUUUGUUGGAUCCUAGGUUUUGUUUUCCUGAUCUGCCAUCUCGGAUUCCUGCUUCUUGGAAGGAGCUGGUAGGGCUUUCCGAGCUCACGUGGGGGUUGAUUUGCUUCGAAACCCCAAUUCUUCUAGAAAACCCAGGUAUACAAUUAGGCCCUAGUUUUCAUGGAGGAAUCUUCGGGCGAUGGCGCUGCUGCUUCCGUGCCACUGGUGAAGUGGAAAAACGAUUUCUCCAGGGCCUUUCAGUAUUAUCUGGACAGGUCUACCCCCCAUACGGUCGAGAGAUGGCUCGGAACGCUGGGAGUUGCUGUGAUCUACUGUCUCCGUGUUUAUUAUGUUCAGGGGUUUUACAUUGUCACGUAUGGGCUUGGGAUCUAUUUGCUGAAUCUCCUGAUUGGGUUUCUGUCCCCGAUUGUGGAUCCAGAGCUGGAAGUUUCUGAUGGGCCUGCGCUUCCCACAAAGGGUUCGGAUGAGUUCAAACCCUUCAUUCGCCGCCUUCCUGAGUUUAAAUUCUGGUAUUCCAUAACGAAAGCCUUCUGUGUGGCUUUUGUGAUGACUUUCUUCUCUGUAUUUGAUGUUCCUGUAUUUUGGCCCAUUCUUCUAUGCUAUUGGAUAGUUCUUUUUGCCCUGACAAUGAAGCGGCAAAUUCUGCACAUGAUCAAAUACAAAUAUGUGCCGUUCAACAUAGGAAAGCAGCCUGCACGAUGGUGAAGAAUUGGAAAACCUGGUAGAUUGUAUGUGUUGUUUUGAAGCAUCUGCAGGGCUUGCUGUACAAUUGCACCGGGGACCAGCAUUUUGGGUAAGAUGACAGGUCACCCAACUGAUGGAACUUGCAUUCAAUUCUCUUGAAGCAGUAGGCGACAUACAAGUCUAAUUGGUUGUUAAAAAACCAUUAUAUCACACUUCUAAGAAUCAAAGGGUUUGAUUGGAUUAAUGAUGACCAGUUAGUCCUGUUUAGCGGCGGUUGUAUUUUAGGUUAUGUUUUGGUUUACAAGUUAAUCAUGAUGACCAGUUUAGCGGCGGCUGUAUAUCAGGAUGACGUGGCAGUUUGCAAGCCCUAAUCUGCAUAUUAGGGCUUAUUUGGA